CAAUUAUCUGCAUCAGCAAAUCUCCCCUCGCAAAGUUUCAGACUUUUUCUCUUUCCUUCCGAAAACCAAUAAUUCAUAAAAGCAAGCUGCCUUGGGACGAGCAAAAGCCCACCUUAGCUCUCCGCUGACAUCACUAUUUCCAUCGUCUCCUUUGGAGGAUGGAGGACAAAGAGAAGAACCCAGCAGGGCUUGCUCAACCCACAAUUGAGGGUCAGCAAGAUGCUGGGGCUGAGCCUGCUAAGCAAAGUUCUACACCGUCGGUGUUUGUGAAUUCCGAACCAAUGAGGGAGGAACAAGUGCAAAAUGCUGUGAAAUUCCUUUCGCACCCGAAAGUUAGGGGCUCUCCUGUUGUUUACAGACGGUCUUUUCUCGAGAAGAAGGGUCUCACAAAAGAAGAGAUUGAUGAAGCGUUUCGGCGUGUGCCUGACCCACCUUCAGGUACGCAGGCAACUACUGGAAAUCAAGCAGAUGGACAGGUGAAGACAUCGUCAAAUGUUCAGGCACAAAAUACAACUCAAGCUUUACAGCCUGCACCCACUGCUCCCACUAAAGUCAUUUCCCCUGUGGGUGCAUUAUCUGGGUAUAGAUUUCGCUGGUUUGAUGCCGUUUUUGCCAUAGGAUUCCUAACACUCUCCGGUUGUGGAACAGCUGUAUUAAUUAAGAAAUCUCUUAUUCCUAGAUUGAAGGCUUGGAUACGCAAGGUUGUAUUGGAAGAUGAGAAUGACAUUGAAAACAAAGUUGAUAUGAAACCAAGUUCAGCAGAAGAAGCUGCGGCAGCUGCUAAAACAGCCGCAGCUGCAGCAUCAGAUGUGGCAAAAGUAAUCCAGGAAAUGCUGAAUUCUAAGACCGAAGAGAGGAAACACUUCGUGGAACUCAUGAGUUUGUUAGAUGUGCAAGUGCAAGAAAUGAAGUCAAUGAGCAAUUCCAUACGGAAAUUGGAAGGAGAAACAAAAGCCUCAAGAACCUCUCUUGUCGAUCAUGAAGACAAUCGCAUCGCUAUCACAAAUUCAAAGCAACAAUAUGUGAAUGGCAAGGCAGAGUAUGACGUGCACUCAGUGCAAUCUUCCUCUGCUGCUGCAUCUAUAGAACCAUCUGCUGCACCUCACCCAAAGUCUUACAUGGACAUCAUGGCCAUGGUACAAAGAGGGGAGAAACCUCCUAAUGUCAAAGACAUUGAUGAUUCACCGCCGAACCCUAAUCAGCAACUAUCAAAUCCUCGCUUGGCACCUAGAGCUAAGCCUUGGGAAGUUGGUCAGGUCCAAAACAACUCGAGCCAAGUACUUCAGUCUCAAGUAAGCAGUGAAGGUUUGAAUUCCAGCAUUCAUGACAAUGGGCUCAAUUAUCUGUCAAACGGUGACAGUACAGUGUCGCGGUGGCAGCAGCAGCAGCGGAAAAAUCCCAGAAUUACUGAGAUAGAAAAUGAAGUCAAUGGAGGGUCUUAUGGCGUACGAACUAGAGAUCAACCAGUUCAGCCAGUUCAGCGUACAUGGGUUCCUCCCCAGCCACCCCCAGUUGCAAUGGCAGCAGCAGCUGAAGCCAUCCGACGGCCAAAACCACCAGUGCAGAAAGAACAGCUGGGUAACGAUCUGCCCUUUGCGCAUCCAUCAGAAGUGACCGAUGGCCCAUCACAAGGGACCGAUGAGUUGCAGAGGAUAACAAAGAUAGCUGAAUCUGGAGGUGCACCGGAGCAAAUCAAUGGAAGCUCACCGCUGGGCUCAACAACUGAGAUACAAGAAGAGGAAGUGAGCUACUAGUAGUCUUGAGCUCAUCUCAUUGAAUACCUUAAUCUCAGAUUUCUUCACCUUGGGACACCUACCUGAAAAUCAUUCAAAAGUUGAACUCAGAGUUACAGAAGUAAAAUAUGCAUGGAUGAGUUGAGAUAGUAGAAGAAGAUGUUGACAACUUGACAUAUAAAAUAAGUUGCCCAAAGGCUGAAUCCUAAAGUGCUUUUCCAAAAGCUAUUUUAGGCUAUGGUGGUCUGAUAAAUUUGUUUAUUGAAUUUUCUCUUGAUGCUUCUUGGGCUUUUUAUGGUGGUUGUUAUCAACUUAUUAUAUAAAAAAUAGCCGAACGCUGAAUCAGUUCGCAGUCUUAAUGUUA
Pyrus x bretschneideri (Chinese white pear) is the source of this 2097-nucleotide messenger RNA. RefSeq names its product peroxisomal membrane protein PEX14. Lineage: Eukaryota; Viridiplantae; Streptophyta; Magnoliopsida; Rosales; Rosaceae. Gene Ontology annotation, cellular component: peroxisomal importomer complex; peroxisomal membrane. The coding region runs from base 159 to 1754 and encodes 531 amino acids. The transcript has 14 exons. Gene Ontology annotation, biological process: protein import into peroxisome matrix, docking. Gene Ontology annotation, molecular function: signaling receptor binding. The record is from RefSeq and is a predicted model, not a curated record.